GCCAGGUCAAGCUUAUAUUUCAAAAAGAGAGAAGCGCAGAGUCGCAGCACAAAAAUAAAAAUGGCGGGAAACGAAGAGCCAAAGCAAAUUUCACAACCGUCACCAUCUUCUUCCUCUUCUUCGAAAGCGAAGAUAGAAGAAGAAGAACUGCAGCAACAGCAACAGCAACAAGCUAAAGAGAUAUGCUGGAGAAAGCAAGUGGACCAGAACCUCAAGCGCCUCCACCCGCUCCUCUUCGGCGCCGAGCUCGCCCUCGACCGCCGCGACUUCUCGGCGGCUCUGAUCCUCGGUCUCCGCCUCCUCGGCUUCCUCGACUCCCAGUCUCAAUCCGAAGUCGACCAGGCCUUCAUCUACCCAAUUCGCCGCGAAGUCGCCGCCAAGAUCAACGCCGCUCGCCACUCACUCGCUCCUGACUCCGAUCGCCGAGCAUUUGAGCAAGCAAAGAAAGCUCCAGGUUGUGUUUUUGGAACAAGAGGAGAGAUUGAUAUAGGGAGGAUUAAACAAUCCAAGUACUUUCAAGCUCUUCUUCAGCAGUCCAAUAUUAAAGCGGAGAAUGAAUUGGGAGGUCAAAUAGAGAAGCAUGACAGGUUGAGUAACCAGGCUUCAAAAGUUAUGACACAAGCAAAAUUGACAUCCAACAUGACAAGGGCUAGUAAUGGCUUAAACAAGGGGUUUUGGAGUUCCAAAAGCAACAACUCCGAUGACUGCAUUAUUGUGGAAAAACCUCGCUCACAUAACAACCAAGUAAAAGGUCAUGGUGUCUCAUCUUUUCCAAAAGUUGAAGACGAAGACAGAGCUUAUGGAAGUGCUGCAGGGGCAAAACGGGCACACAUCGAAAUCAGUAGCCCCAGGAUAGAUAAUGCAAAGUCACCGUCUAGCAAUGAAGAAGCCAAUGCUGAUGCUUCUGGCAAUGGGUUUGUUACUGCUCGAGCAAAAUUGGAAAUGGAUGCGAGGCAAAGACGGGGUUUGGCAGGAUCACCAAGUGCUUCUGUCUCCCCACAAAGUGAUAACAAUUGUGCCAAUAGGGGUUAUGGUGUGAAAUCAUAUGGUGUUUCACGCCGUGGUGUCCGCGGUGGUUUUAUUCCCCCUAUCAAAUCCAAUGGGGGCAAUGUUGGGAAUGUGACUUCACGAAUCGGUGGAAAGUGCGAUGAUGCAUUAGAUGACUCAACAAAGAGAUGUUUAGAUAUGCUAUGUGGUCCUGAUGGUGAGCUUCCUGAAAAAUUAAGGAAUCUGGAACCUCGUCUUAUUGAACAUAUUAGUAAUGAGAUCAUGGACAGGGAUCCCAAUGUUCGAUGGGAUGAUAUUGCUGGUUUGGAUCAUGCUAAAAAAUGUGUGACUGAGAUGGUCAUAUGGCCUCUCUUACGUCCUGACAUAUUUAAAGGUUGUCGUUCUCCUGGAAAAGGUCUUCUUCUUUUUGGUCCACCUGGAACUGGAAAAACAAUGAUUGGGAAAGCCAUAGCUGGAGAGGCGAAAGCAACCUUUUUCUACAUAUCUGCCAGCUCAUUAACAAGCAAGUGGAUUGGCGAGGGUGAAAAGCUAGUGAGGGCUCUUUUUGGGGUUGCCUGUUGUCGUCAGCCAGCUGUGAUUUUUGUUGAUGAAAUUGAUUCACUUCUUUCUCAGGUAAGUUUUCCAAGCAGCAAGGGUUCUGACAGAAUGAGAUGGACAUUAACUAGUGAUGGCGAAUUUGAUGUUAGCUCAUAUUUAGAGGCUUUAAGAGGCACAAGGGAAAUGUUUUUCCCUUGGAAAAGUAUUUGGUGUGCUAAGGCAACAAAAAGGAUAUCCUUCUUUGUGUGGACAGCAGCUUGGGGAAAGAUUCCAACUGGUGACCAUCUUAUUAAGUGAGGGAUUAGUUUAAUAAAUCGAUGUUGCAGGUAAACGUAGCGGUGAGAAUGUUGAUCAUCAGUUGUUGCAUUAUGAUAUUGCUCGUGAAAUGUGGACUUUGACCUUUUCAGUUUUCAGAGUACAAUGGGUAAUGCCCAAGAGUGUAGUAGAACUACUUUCUGGAUAGAACUUAGCUUGUUUAUGUCUUUUAUGGCCUUUGUGGAAGGAAAGGAACCAGUAUACUUUUGAGGAUGUAGAUGCCUUCAUUAUUCAGCUAAAUCAUCUUUCCUAAGAACUUUGUUGGAUUAGUAUUGUGAUUUGGAUCACAGUGAGAUAUAUUCCGUUGUAGAUUAUUGCUAUCACUUGUUGUGUCUCUUUAGGACUGCUUUGUUACUCUUUUGUAAGUAAGUUCCUUUUUUCAAUAAAAUAUCAUUACUUAUCAAUUUAUUUAUUUAUUUACUUACUUAUUUUUUUAUAGAAAAGAAAGAAAGAAAAACUCGAGGAUUAUACUUUGUGGUUUGCUGAAUGACCAGUACAAGUUUAUGAUUGCAUUAGUUGCUAUUCCUUUCUGGUAAUUACAUUUCAUUGGCAAAUUUGGUGUGG
Quercus lobata is the source of this 2424-nucleotide messenger RNA. Its product is annotated as P-loop containing nucleoside triphosphate hydrolases superfamily protein. Bases 61 to 1842 code for a protein of 593 amino acids. The record is from RefSeq and is a predicted model, not a curated record. Lineage: Eukaryota; Viridiplantae; Streptophyta; Magnoliopsida; Fagales; Fagaceae. The transcript has 9 exons. Gene Ontology annotation, molecular function: ATP hydrolysis activity; ATP binding.